Orbicella faveolata is the source of this 3468-nucleotide messenger RNA. Its product is annotated as dystrophin-like. Gene Ontology annotation, cellular component: plasma membrane. Gene Ontology annotation, biological process: synaptic signaling. Lineage: Eukaryota; Metazoa; Cnidaria; Anthozoa; Scleractinia; Merulinidae. Gene Ontology annotation, molecular function: zinc ion binding; protein binding. The record is from RefSeq and is a predicted model, not a curated record.
GAAAUGUAGAGCUUUGUAAACAAAUGUAGAGUUACCUUCACCACUUUUCCCGUGUGGCUUUGAAAGAGAAAACAUAAUGCCUGGGAUUACGAUGAUAGGAAAGUUGCCUGACGGUUGGGAACGCUCUGAAACGACCAACGGAAUCCCAUAUUACAUCAAUCAUGAAACAGAGAGAACUCAAUGGGAUCAUCCAGAGAUGGUCAGUUUAAUGGAGGAAAUAGAGAGUUUGAGUAACAUCAAGUAUGCUGCAUACCGCACGGCGAUGAAACUAAGAGCUAUUCAGAAGAAAACUCAAUUAUACAUGGUUGAUUUACAAGUAAUAAAAGAGUCCCUGAGACUGGAAGGAAUUGAGAAUGGCUAUGUGGAGGGAAACCUGUCUGUACCUGAACUUACAAGAAACAUUGCCAAUAUCUUUGACAAUCACAAUCAAACUGGUAGCCGUGAUGGUUCCAUAGAUGUCUCCCUUGCAAGUGAACUGGUGCUUAACUGGAUUCUGAAUGUCUAUGACCCGGGAAGAACGGGUUUUGUACCAAUUCUUUCACUGAAGGUUGGUCUCUCUGUGAUGUGCUCUGAAAAGGUUCAAGAAAAAUACUCCUAUUUGUUUUCACAGUUUUGUAAUAGCCAAAGAUUUUUGGACAGAAAAAGGCUGAAAUUGUUCCUGCAAGAGAUGUUACAGAUUUCAAAGUAUAUUGACGAGAGUACCUCGUUCAGUGGAUCCAGUGUGGAGCCAGCCGUUAGAAACUGCUUUGAAAGGGUCUCCAUACCAGAAAGAGUGUCUGCCGACGAGUUUCUUGAGUGGAUGAUUGCGGAGCCACAAACUAUAGUGUGGCUACCAACACUUCACAGAUUAGCUGUGUCCGAGACAGUGAAACACGAGUCGAAAUGCAACGUGUGCAAGAUGUAUCCUAUUGUGGGUUUCAGAUAUCGAUGCUUAAAGUGCUUCAACUUUGAUCUGUGCCAGGGAUGUUUCUGGUCUGGCCGUGUUAAUAAGCAGCACAAAAUAGGCCACCCCACCCAGGAGUACUGUCUUGUGUCGACGCAGAAAGAGGAUAUAAAAGACUUCGCCAAAGUGAUGCGUAACAAAGUGAGCAAGAAAAAGAAGAAGACGCCUGAACAUCCCUCCAAGGGAAGGUUUAUUCCGAUUGAAAUGGAAGAUGCGGCACCUUCUGAUGGCGAAGACGAUACGGAUUCCGUGGAUGCUUCUGUUCCAAUGAAGGUUUUUCCAGGAACACACGACAAACUUGGAAGUUAUGCAGCAAGACUCAGCGACCACGAGACAAAAGAGGAUGAAGAAGUAAUCAAGGAACGGCCUGUAAUGGCAGGACCUGACAUGGAAGACGGACAUCGUCCUAUAAGACAUUAUUCAAAAAGCUUAACUGAUAGACCAGAGUCAGCGUCUCCCAGUACCACGCAAGUUGAGAGAGACAUGGACAGUCAAGAGAAGCGAGAUCUGGAAGACCUGAUAACAAGUUUAGAGAACGAUAACAGAGCGCUACAGGGUGAGAUCAACAGCAUUCAACACCUGCAACGCCAGAACCAAAAGGGACAUAGCGUCGUACCUUAUGAGGACCCAGCGAGAGAGGCCUUUUUACGACAGCAGAGGGAACGGCUGGAGGCGCGCGAGGAGGUCCUCGAGGAACAUAAUCACCAACUGCAAGUUCAGCUCCACCGUUUAAGGAUCCUUUUGCAACAGGAAGAAAACACACUUUCCGGUCUUAUUAGAGACGAAGAGAAAAUGGCGGCAAAGUUUGCCUGUGAACGCAUGGCUCAGAUAUGUAAAGAUGACGCAAACUUCAAACCAUCUACGGGUGAUGUUUUGCAGCUUUCUCCUCCAAUGAAGUCGGCGCUUCAGUCUUCAUCUAACCCUUUCACCGGUCAGUCUACCGCAGACAGCACUGUCAUGGCCCCCCUGACGAGUUCCCAGCCGAACAGCGGCAUGGGUUCAUCGACAGUAAAUGCUUCCGGUGGUACCUACCCUUCAUCAACUGUACCGCGUGUUUCACCCACUUAUCCUCCCGUUCGUCCUACCACCGUUCCCCAAGCCGCCUACCUAACCCCGGGUCCUUCAAUUCAAGCGUAUCCCCCACAGUACUCAUUGUCGCCUGGUAUAACCCCUCCUUGGAGAGACUCGUACUCACAAUUACCACUCGGUGCUGUCCGGAGGGCCUCGUCUAGUAGUCUAUUUGCCCCCAAGACAGCUGCAGAGUUAGGACUUCUAGACCGACCAGACACUUCGUAUGAAGGAAUGGAGUUAAGCAACAUUGUGGACAGAAUGACUUCAGCUUUUCCUCUGGACGUUCAUUCAGACAUGCCUGUGGAUGUACAUAAUGAUCUAUUUCUCUCUGCAAGUCUUAUCGGCGAAGCCAUGCAGUCCAUGGUGACAACAGUAUCGCGGAAAACUGGUGCAAGGAAAGGUGCCUUAGAAGCCGGAGGAACAUCCAAAAGAGACUACGGAGAAUCCCAUAACUAUGAUCAGGAUAAUUCAGCUUAUGGACAAUGGCCUCCUGAAGAUCCUGAUGCAGGCAACAGAUUCUCGAUUCACAGUACCGAUGGGUAUGAGUACGGUCCCCUUUGACUUCUUAGAAAAUUGAAGUGUCCUUCAGAGGCCGACUUUGGAAGAUGCGCUGAGGCCAGCUGUAUCAACGUGAACUCAAGGCUUGACCACUCACAUCCGCUAACCGGCCAAGGGAAAUCGCUACUUUCACGUCUGAAUGUUAGGGCUGGUUUUCACUUCGACAAAAGCAUGGACAUAAGCCACUAGCGUAGACACAGUGAGGUGUUGUUAAAUAGGACCAUCAAUCCCGUUCCCCUUGACCAGCGGUCGCGAAACAAAAAAACCUUGGUAAGUUAUGUUUGGGAUUUCGAAAAUGUCAGACUUCCGGUUGAAUAGCCCAUGUCCGAGUUACCUUCAACCUCUGUAUCAAAGUGAGGUCUGGUGCACAACCAUUUAUAUGAAAAUGAGUUUAAUUUGCGUGUGACUGAAAUCUCAUUCUCAUAUGACAGGAUGAGUAUCAAGACUCGCUUUGCGCAGGCCUAGUUGACAAACACGUGGCUCAAUCAAGUUGGUGGAGUUUUACUUCCGCUCAUUUCUACUGUUUUUAAAACCAAACAAAAUCGAGCCUGUAACGGAUAUCUCGAGAGUCGUUCGUUUUGUCAAGCUUUCGCAGUGAGCAACGAAGACUCGAGGAGCGGGGUUGUAGCGCCACAAAAGUUUCACAACAAAGGCGCUAAUUAUCAAGACCUUACUGCCUCUGUGUAUGAUUCUUAUGCUUAUGCGCGAGUGAAAGCCUUUAGUGCUUUCGUAACCAUGGUUUCAUCCGCAUGUGAAUCGAGAACGCACUGGAGAUCCUAUUAUGCGAGACUCAUAUCACUCUCUUCUUUGCUCGCUCAGGUUCUGUCCACACUACGCCGGAGAAAUUUGAAAAGGCAGCUUUAUUUAUACGGUUAGGCCUACCGUCCACUUUAAUC